Molecule: messenger RNA, 1973 nt
Organism: Aaosphaeria arxii CBS 175.79
Lineage: Eukaryota; Fungi; Ascomycota; Dothideomycetes; Pleosporales
Exons: 3
Coding region: 193-1731 (512 amino acids)
Biological process (GO): regulation of DNA-templated transcription
Molecular function (GO): DNA-binding transcription factor activity, RNA polymerase II-specific; zinc ion binding
Source: RefSeq, a predicted model, not a curated record
UUUCAUUGCCUACAAACUGUCGAGUUUUCCUGAGCUAGUACUCGAGCUCCAUCCUGGCGAUCUACAGAACGCUUGCGUCUGCCUACACCGCUAUAGAUUGUACUUUCAAUUCGAUAUUCAACAAGAUAGCUGCAGCAAUCGGUCUGCAAGCGCUCUGCUUUCUCUGGCGGUUCUAGAUUUGCUUAUCUUCGCAUGAACGAAUCUUCAACCAUGCUUCCAAUACCAGCGAGGAAAGGCAGCUGCAAGGCCUGUCGGGAGUCGAACUCAGAAUGCGACAAGAAGAGGCCAAGGUGCAGCGAAUGCGUAGCUAAGAACAUGGCUUGUGGCGGUUACGAUCUCGGUAAUAUCUUCAUCAACAUGAACUCUGCGGGCCCACCUCCUGUCUGGAGUAGAUCUCAAAAUGCUCAGAAGUACUUGGUCCUGGAUUGGGCGUCCCAGUCAGAUGAUCAAGAUGAAGAGGCUUCAGGGGCUGCCAUGGCUUCUCCCCCACCCCUGGAUGCUAACUCAGGCAGCAUUCACGGGAUGACCGAACUAUUUCUCGAACUCUACUAUCGCCGUGUCGGUCCGGAUAAGGCGUCCACAGAGCCUCUGCGACCUGGCUCAGAGUGUGGAGGUUGGCGUUCGCUCUUACCUCAAUUAAUUGGACAGUCUCCAAUACUGGAUACGGCUAUCAGAGCAUUGGCGUCAUGCUUCAUUGCGACUCAGUACCAUGACCAGAACCUCCUAUACCAAUCACGAAACCUAUAUCUCUCUGCGCUACAGCAGGUGCAGCAAGUACUACCAGAGCAGAAUUCAGCAACGCGGAGGGAUGUACUGGCGACGACGCUCGUAAUGAGUUCGAUAGAGAUCUUCAUGGGGAAUGGUGGUGCUGCUAGUCAGCUUACGCACAUCGAGGGAGCCGCGCGGCUUUUAUACUUCGCUUUUACACAGCAAACCUUCGAAGAGCUUCACUUGUACAUACUCAGUCAAGGCUUCUUCGUCGCUCUUGCGACCCGCUCCCGCUUCGCAUUCGGCAGGCCCGAAUACCGAUCCCAGGUCCGCCAGCUCUUCUCCAUCCCCCGCACAUACACCAACGACCACUACUUCCGCUGGACUGAGAUGAUGCUCCCUCUCCCAAGCAUCCUCUACUCAGCCGAUGGAGUCUCUUCCGCGACGCCCGGCGCGUCCAUCCUCGCCAUGCUCGACGACCUGACCGUCCUAGAACAAACCAUGUUCUCCUGGUACGAGAACGUGAAAGCCACGAUCGCAGGCGCGUGGACGUUCCCGACGGCCCAAACCGGGCGGGACGUCGUUCCCUUUCCCCUCCAAUUCAUCUCCAUCGAAGCCUGCACAAUCUACAACCUCUACUGGAUGUCGCAGCUCCUCAUCCUCGACACUCGUCGCUCCCUCCUCUCCUCCAUCCCCACCCACCACAUCCCCCCCUACCACACGCACCCGGACCCCGUGCAGAUCGCAGAGUACGCCUCCCUCAUCUGCCGCUCGUUCCAGUUCUGCACCCAGAACCGCAGCUUCGCGGCCACGGAGAACAUGCUCACGCCCAUCUUCAUGGUCGCGGCGUUUUAUAAGCGCCAGGGCGACACCGAGCGUCUGCGGUGGUGUGUGAGGAACUUGGAGCGCAUUGCGGACGAGCAGAAGAUUGGGUUUCCGGGUGAGUUGGUGAAUUAUGCGGAGGGGACGGUGUAUGCGGGGGGUCCGAGCGAGUUUUUGGCCGGCGUGUGGGAUGAUGUGUGAGGGGUUUGCUUUGCGCUUUUGUCGUUCUGGCGAAAGUGGAGUCGUCGAUGGUGGGGUUGGGUUCGUUUUGAAGUUUACAUAAUCUUCUUUCUUUUCUAGGGUCGUUUUGGGGAUUUAGAAGCAUAGCGUUUUGUUUUUCCUGGCAUAUAGACGGAGUAUCAUUUUGGUUUCUGGCGUUUUCGGUUGUUCGGGAGCGGAACGGACGCAUGGCAUGGAAUGGCAUAGCAGGAUGGCGUGGCGUU